UUUCCAUCCCGCCUCCCUGCUAUAAGUGGCCGAGCAGCCGGACAGCAUCGCCUUCACCAGGCUGGGAGCGCAGCCCUGGACCAAAGCGCUCCCACCUCCCGGUGCUGAGGUCCAUCCCUUCCCUCCUGGGCAGCAGCUCUCCCUCCGGCAGCCCGGCCUGGCAGUUACACCGUGGGCACCAUGUCCGAGCGCUUCGACUGCUUCUACUGCCGCGACUCGCUGCAGGGGAAGAAGUACGUGCAGAAGGAGGGCCGGCACUGCUGCGUCAAGUGCUUCGACAAGAUCUGUGCCAACACCUGCAUCGAGUGCAAGAAACCCAUCGGGGCUGACUCCAAGGAGCUGCACUUCAAGAACAGGUACUGGCACGACACUUGUUUCCGCUGUGUCAAGUGCUACAAGUCCCUGGUGGAUGAGCCCUUCAUGCUAAGGGAGAACAACAAGGUUUGGUGCGGCGACUGCACCACCAACGAGGAUGCACCCAAGUGUAAGGGCUGCUUCAAGCCUAUAAUUGCAGGAGACCAAAACGUCGAGUACAAGAAGAUGGUCUGGCAUAAGGACUGCUUCACCUGCAGCCAAUGCAAGAAAGUGAUUGGAUCCGGGAGCUUCUUCCCCAAGGGUGAUGACUUCUACUGCGUCUCCUGCCAUGAGAACAAGUUUGCCAAGACCUGUGCCAAAUGCAAGAAUCCCAUCACUUCUGGAGGCCUCACUUACCAGGAACAGCCUUGGCAUUCCGAGUGUUUCAUCUGCUCCAACUGCAAGAAGCAACUGGGUGGGAAGCGCUUCACGGCUGUAGAGGAUGAGUUCUACUGCGUUGAAUGCUACAAGGAAUGUGUUGCCAAGAAGUGUGCUGGCUGCAAGAACCCUAUCACAGCAGGAUUUGGAAGAGGAACCAGUGUGGUUAACUACGAAGAUGAGUCCUGGCACGAUUACUGUUUCAAGUGCACAAAGUGUGCCCGUGGCCUGGCCAACAAGCGCUUUGUUCGCCAUAACGGAAAGAUUUACUGUGCUGAGUGUCCCAAACGACUGUAAGGAGCAGACUAGGGCAGAGUUUAGAGCCCUGCUUUCCCAACCAGGCCUGCAGAAGGAGGUUUUUGCAUGUUAAGCAUUUAAACUUUUUCCAUUUUAGUGUAAGAACUAAAAUAGCCUCAGUAAGACUGGGUUUGACUUUUGAAGCUCCUGCAGUAUAAAAGCAUGUAGCGCUGCAAAGAUCUAACCUUGUUUCUAAGUAACUCGUAAUGACUUGAAAUGCUGGUAGAUUUAGCAAUCCACAUAGUGCAUAACCUGUGUGUGGCUUAAACUAGAACAAAGCUGGUUUUAAAGUUGCCUGUUGAAUGUUUAAGCCUGGCACUGAAAUGAAGUGGGUUUGACAAGGCAUGCAGUUCAGAAACAGAGAUGGGAAGGUUGCACCUUGGCUCAGAGAUGAUGAUUAUGAUGCUUUUACAAGUACAUCACAUACAUGCGUUAUUAUUACAUACAUCACAUCAUUAAUAGCAGAUCAAUAAUGAAUCCCUUAGCUUAGCUACUGCACCAAACUGCAGCACAUGUAUGGAAUGGCUUCACCUUACAUAUAACAAUGUUUUAGCAGUAUGAUUUAGCUGUAGUUAAGUUUCCAUCAACUUGUUUUAGUCUUGCUUUCUGCAUGGUUUGCCCCAAAGUUUUACUCCUCAGCUUUUUUAUAUCCUUGUUCAAAUGAGGCUGUCCCAGCUACAAUUAUUAAUCCAUUAAUAUGAAGGAAAUCAUUACACCAAAAUGCACAUGCAUUUAAGAAAUGCCUUUAAAACAGCUCAGAAAAUGAUAGCUCUCCUAUCAGUGUAUGGUUUAUGAUUUAAUAAACAUGAGACUUGUGCCUGCUUGGA
Neopsephotus bourkii (Bourke's parrot) is the source of this 1856-nucleotide messenger RNA. It is a transcript of the gene FHL1, whose product is annotated as four and a half LIM domains 1. Gene Ontology annotation, molecular function: transmembrane transporter binding. Gene Ontology annotation, biological process: muscle organ development. The record is from RefSeq and is a predicted model, not a curated record. Bases 181 to 1029 code for a protein of 282 amino acids. NCBI's taxonomy places the organism in Eukaryota, Metazoa, Chordata, Aves, Psittaciformes, Psittacidae. The transcript is spliced from 6 exons.